CCUCUGCAGGCCUUUCUUGUACAUGCUACCUCCUGUCAUACCCUCUGCACUCCUUCUCCUGCACAUACUGGAAAAUAUCAUACCCGCUGCACUCUUCCCAUGCACAUACUGCCUGCUGUCUUACCCUUCACAUACUUUUUCUGAAUAUAGUGCCCCCUGUCAUGCCCUCCCACUCCUCUCCUGCACAUACUGCCCACUGUUAUACCAUCCACACUCCUCUCCUGCACAUACUGCCCACUGUUAUACCUUCCACACUCCUCUCCUGAACAUACUGCCUUUCAUCAUACCCUCCACACUCUUCUUCUGCACAUACUGCCCACUGUCAUACCUUCCACACUCCUCUCCUGCACCAUUAUACCCUCCACACUCUUCUUCUGCACAUACUUCCCCCUGUUAUACCAUCUGC
Molecule: messenger RNA, 406 nt
Organism: Staurois parvus
Lineage: Eukaryota; Metazoa; Chordata; Amphibia; Anura; Ranidae
Source: the annotation of a GenBank genome assembly